AUGUCAGAUAAAGUAAAUGGGUUACCCGAGGACCAAGCAUGGCAAGAGCUGAAGCUUCCAGAAUUGCUGAACAGUGAUGCUGUUAGAGAAAUUCAUGCAACUAUUGAGAAGGAAUGGGAUUUUCUUCAAAGGUCAGCUUGCCAAACUGCUGCGGGAAGGGCUCUGUGGAAGCAUGCCAUCCAGGAUCCAUUGGCUGAUUUACUGGCAGGGGAGACUUACUUGAGAAACCUCCACGAAAAGAUCAAGAAAGACCGUCUCAACAAUGCUCGUGAAAUUUCUGGAGUCAUUCUUGCUGUUCGAACCCUUUGGUUUGAUUCUAGGCUAGAAGAUGCCCUUAAUUCCCCAAGUGGCAGAGAAGCUCAGGUUGUUCUCCUUGGUGCAGGAAUGGACACGAGAGCAUAUCGUUUGAGUUGCUUAAAGGACAGUGAUGUGUAUGAGGUGGACUUUUCAGAAGUGUUGGAUGUAAAAACCACUAUUUUACAAGCGGCUGAGGACUCUGCAUACGAGUCGCAGCAUAUUAUGUCCAAAGCCAAAUCCUUAACAAGAGUAGCAGCCGACAUAAGAGAAAGUGACUGGAUGGAAAAGCUUGAGAUUGCAGGAUACAUGGCUCAAAAGAGCACUGUUUGGAUUCUAGAAGGUAUCCUCUACUACCUCACCCAAUCUCAAGCCAUGCAAGUGCUGAGAAUUUUAGCAAACAAAUGCGCCUUAACCCACACAGUCCUCUUAGCAGACUUCAUGAAUAAGCCAUCAACCACUCUAUCCAAUUCUGCCUUCCAAUUUUACAGCGAUUGGCCAGACCAUCUCUUGCCAUCCAUAGGGUUCACUCAUGUAAAACUUUCACAAAUUGGAGACCCAGAUGCUCAUUUUGGUCUCCUAAGUGAUCCAUUGAAUCUCUUCAACAAGCUCCGCAGCUUGCCCAGAUCGUUACAAACCAAUCCAGACGAUGGAAAGCCAUGCUGCCGAUUGUACUUGGUGGAAGCUUCUGGUUCACCUGAUCAAAACCAUUCAUUUAAUGGCCCAACCACCCAUGCCUGA
Sphenostylis stenocarpa is the source of this 1035-nucleotide messenger RNA. Lineage: Eukaryota; Viridiplantae; Streptophyta; Magnoliopsida; Fabales; Fabaceae. The record is from the annotation of a GenBank genome assembly.